CAUACCACAUCAACAAGUUCGAGGUUUCAGAUAUCCUCGGCUUCAAGACCGCCAUCGACCCGUAUCAACAAGUAACUAUCACAGCAAAGUAGCACUGUGUUCAUUGAGACCCCAAUCUCAAAGAGUUCAUCACGUCGAGGGCAACAAAAUUAUUCAGAGAAAGCUUGUCUGCACGACACUGACGAAAGCUCCCGUCUAUAACAAAGGGUCUCUGUCACCCAGCUGGAUUUUACCCAUACCACACAAAAGUAUCACCAGCACCACCAUACUCAUACACAUACCUCAAGAUGGGACCGAGCAGAGACGCUUGUGACCGGUGUCAUACCAUGAAAACCCGGUGUCAACGGACUCCGCAAACUCGGGAAUGUGUCCGAUGCAACCGUCUCGGUAUCUCGUGUACUUACUCUCCUCCGGGCCGGACCGGUCGGCCACUGGGUGCUCGCAAGGGGGGUUCAGAGAAGGGCAAGAAGGAGGCGGCCGCAAGGAGCAGAAAAGGGGGACGCAUUUCACCAAUGGUAAAAACGCACAUGUCCGCAUCAUUGGGAAUGCCAACGCCCGGACUCGAUCACAGUCUGCAGAUGAUGCCCGACGGGAACUCGGGGGUAAACCCGAGUCUUCUCGGCGACUUCGACCUGUUUUCCGCUUCUGCUUACCAAGCGGAGCUUGACUACCUUUCCUUCCCUUUCAUGGACUCCUUCCUCGCUGAAAGCGCCGGUGACCUCACAUUUGCACUUGCGAGCGCCAUGGAUUCGCAACCAUCAUACUCCUCUGGAUCUUCCAGCCCUCCUGGCUCAUUGUCUCCGCGUACCCCCGCGACACCACAUCAACAAUCUUUCCAACCCUCUUCCAGUCAUGAUCAGCGCGCAUGGAGUGUAAACAACACCGACUCUUCUUCAGACCCGGGCUCACCAUCUUCUCUUUUCACUGAGAACAUAUUCUCCCCAUCCUUCAUUCCCAAGCCGCCUCGAAACCAAUAUUUCCCCUCGGACGAGCGCAGCAACAAUGGCGAAGGCGAUGGAGAGAUUCUUGUCCGUCUACUUGACCUACAGGCCCGCAUAUCCAAGCUUGUCAAGCAUCUUCACGGAGGUCGUGGUUCCUCAAUUGACUGCGAAGAGGUUUUAAACGCAGGUAAAUCGCUGAUCAGCUUGCUCGAAAACGUUGGCGCUCCCUCCAGAUUCUUCUCCAGUUCAUCUUCCUCGCCAUUUUCAGACAGCAGGAUGUCUGAGCCAGCUAGCCCCAUGUUCUCUAGCAGCUCGAGGUCGACCUCCUCAUCCACAUCUUCCGCGCUAUCUUCGGAAAACACAAUCCCCAGCAACGUCCUGAUUCUUUCCCUCUCCAGCUGCUACGCAACUCUGCUCCACGCCUACGAGUUACUGGCUGAUCGCCUGCAUCAUCAACAGCAACACAGUCACAGCCAUUGUCAGAAAUAUGUUUCAGGCAUACAAACGCCGCUACUCAGUCCUGCUUCGUCUAUCUCUUCUUUAUCACCCAUAGAACAACAGCAGGGUUAUUUUUUCAGCAAUGGGCUGAGACACCAAGCACAACAGCCACUGGACGGUAAUAAUGCCCACCUUCAUGCUAUGGCGCAGAUGGUGCAAAAGCUCAAGCAUACGCUGCAACGGUGUAUGGGAAGAAUGGGUCAGGGAAGUAGUGGAAGCAACGGAGCGCUCGGCGCAAAGAAGAAGAAGCAGAAUCCGAAUGUGCAUGUGGAUAUGGAGAGCUGCUGUGACGCGAGUAAUGAUAACUUGCUGAUGAGCCUUUCCAAACCGGCGUUACUGGAGAUGGGAUGGGGAGAGGAGGAGUUGUGGCAGGGCAUGAACUGGUGAUGAUGACUUUGUAAACUCUUUUUGCCGUAUCUACCUAUUUUGUUGUUCGCCUGUGAUUGUCACAUUCUCUCUUCUAUCUCUUGAACGGGUUUCCGAUAGGGAUUUCGUUUUUUCUUCUCUCUUUAUCUUUUUCUUUUUGGUUUCUGCGAAAGUGAAGCAUUGGGAUGAUGUGCCGGCGGCUUCUUGCUUUUGAUGGAAUAGGGUUCAUAGAAGGUUUGAUCAUGUUGGAUUAGGAAUGCACAUAAAGAUCAUAACGAUAAUGGAUUCCCUGUAGUGAACUUUACACCAAGAGAAAUCAC
Neurospora hispaniola is the source of this 2125-nucleotide messenger RNA. RefSeq lists its product as uncharacterized. The record is from RefSeq and is a predicted model, not a curated record. Gene Ontology annotation, biological process: regulation of DNA-templated transcription. Gene Ontology annotation, molecular function: DNA-binding transcription factor activity, RNA polymerase II-specific; transcription cis-regulatory region binding; zinc ion binding. Gene Ontology annotation, cellular component: nucleus. NCBI's taxonomy places the organism in Eukaryota, Fungi, Ascomycota, Sordariomycetes, Sordariales, Sordariaceae. The coding region runs from base 288 to 1826 and encodes 512 amino acids. The transcript has 2 exons.